GGGGCUCGGCCAAGCGCUGCACAUCGCCCGCCCUCCCUUUCCCUUCCCAUCCCGUCCUUUCCGGCGGGGCGGGCGCUCGGCGCCAUGGGGCGGCGGCGGCUGCUGGCGGCGGCGGAGCGGCUGGCGGGGGCCUGCCCGGGACAGGCGCGAUUCCUGCUGUGGAUGCUCCGCAACUCCCGAGGUAGUGAACGUGGAUUAGAAAGGGUAUGUCCUUACUGCUUCCAGUUCCUGGCUCCUGACAGCUACCGCGUGCGCCUCAAACCAAAGAUGAGAGUGACUCCACAGAUAGAGAAGGUUCUUAAACGAGAGGCAAAGAAUCAUAAACUUAACAUGAAACAGACAAAGCUUUUGAGAAAGUACAGGGAGUCAAGAAGCAUUCUGCUGGUUACUUGCAAAUCUUGCAACAAAACAACAAGAUACUAUGGUAAAAGCAGGGAUUUUCUGGCAGCCAAUACAAAAAAUUGUGGCACUCCAGGUAUCAAAUCUAGCCUGAAGACGCCAGAUGUCAAAAUUCAGUCUGCAAAGAAAAUGACACCUGUAAGCUGCAGUAGGUUGGGAUCUAAAGGGAACAGUCCCUCAUCACUUUCCAGGACACGUGAAUCUGGACAGGCAACAAUCAACUCUGCUUCCAAGACUCCCCGAAAGUCCAAAUUUCACUUUUCUAAGCUGAAACGGAUGCUUGACCUAGAAGAAAAAGAGAAAAGCCAGAAGGCAGAUUUCAAAACCUUCUUGACUUUACUUUAGUUAUAUAUUAUUUCAAAGUAAUAAAGAUUACAGCAAUAAAUAUUGCUUCAGUUUUAGUAAAUCAACAAAGUGAUUUCUGUAAAACUCAAGCUAACAUCUUGUACCUUGUGGAAGCAUAGACCACAUUUUUUCGAAGGAAGGUCUGUUUCUAGGGGGAGUAAUGGUCUGCCAGAUGGAGAUGAGAAGAUAGCCAGUUUAACAGGCUUGGGAAUCUUGAACAUGUUUUCCAGUUUCUGAUGCCCCAAGAAUGAAAAGCCAAGAUUUAUCCUUUGAAGAAGCUGAUGAUGUCCCCACCAGGACAAUUUAAUUGUCCAGAUUAAAGAUUUUCAAUGUAUGUUUAGCACAGAGAUGAAAGGGGAAAGUAUAAAGUCACUGUUCAGGACUGAGGUUAUAGCCUGUCCUGCAUACAGUCUGCAGUGAUAGUUCUGCACAUGGUACUUCACAUUUUCCCCCUGAAAAAUAGAGCCAAUUAGUUAAAAGCAUUUACUUUCUUGGAUUUAAAGGUCUGUAUUUUCCUUUUCUUUUGAUAGUUUGAUGAAUAGUUUACUUCAAGUGCCUUCAGACUCAGUGAACACUGCUUAAGACACAGGACCAGCAAAUAACUUGGUGGACUGGGAAGCAGUCCAGGGCAGGGGAGAAUAGUUUUUUGUAAACUGUACUUAAGAGUCUCAGAGAUUGGCAUGUAACCUUUUUAUAACUCCUGUACACUUGCACAAUAACUGGAGCAUGCACUGCUCAUUGUCUGUUACGUACAUCUAGGAUAAAAUGAACUGCCAUUCUUCAAUCAAAAUACAAACCUUGGAGUGUUGCCUUUUCCAGUGUAGAACUUGCCAUUAAUUGACCUGUUGCUGUACUUACAGUCCAGUCCUCUGGAAAAAUACUUCACUUUGUUGAUGGAAAAUGUUCAUUGCACAGAAGUAUUUGGAAAUAUAAAUUUUGCAAUAAAUUUUCGUAUUAAAAGUACA
This is a messenger RNA of Vidua macroura (Pin-tailed whydah), 1709 nucleotides long. RefSeq names its product chromosome 1 C18orf21 homolog (gene RMP24). The record is from RefSeq and is a predicted model, not a curated record. Lineage: Eukaryota; Metazoa; Chordata; Aves; Passeriformes; Viduidae. The coding region runs from base 85 to 744 and encodes 219 amino acids. The transcript is spliced from 5 exons.